Messenger RNA from Labeo rohita (rohu), 791 nucleotides. RefSeq names its product microfibril-associated glycoprotein 4-like. The record is from RefSeq and is a predicted model, not a curated record. NCBI's taxonomy places the organism in Eukaryota, Metazoa, Chordata, Actinopteri, Cypriniformes, Cyprinidae. Gene Ontology annotation, biological process: elastic fiber assembly. The transcript has 4 exons. The coding region runs from base 4 to 723 and encodes 239 amino acids.
UUGAUGGUGUUUUUGGUGGCUUUUCUCCCGCUUGUAUUGGGCAGUUACUCUACAUUCAGGCCAUUCGACUGUUCUGACGUCUAUAAAUCAGGACAAACAGUCAGUGGGAUUUACUCCAUCUAUCCAGCAGGUGAUUUUCCUGUCUGGGUUUACUGUCAGAUGAUCUCUUAUGGGAACGAUGACGACAAAGGAGGAUGGACGGUGAUUCAGAGGAGAAUGGACGGCAGUGUGAAUUUCUAUCGGCCGUGGAAUCAGUACAAGAGAGGAUUUGGGAAUGUGGAGGGUGAAUACUGGCUGGGGCUGGAGAACAUGUAUGAGCUGACACGCAACAGGAACUACAUGCUGAGAGUGGAUCUGGAGGACUUUGAAGGAAGGAAAGGUUUCGCUCUGUACUCGUCCUUCUCUGUGGGUCCAGAAGCUGAUGGGUACAAACUACAAGUUUCAGGAUUCAGGGAUGGAGGAGCAGGCGACUCUUUGACUCACCACAGUGGACAGAAGUUCUCCACCUUUGACAAGGACCAGGACUCUGAAAACAGAAACUGUGCCAAACUGUUUCUUGGGGCAUUUUGGUACAAUUUCUGUCACCAAACAAACCCCAACGGUGUGUAUUUAUGGGGUGAAGAUAAUACUCAUUAUGCCAUCGGUGUUGCUUGGGUCACCUGGAAACAGAAAUACGCUGUUAGUAUGAAAUCCAUCAGCAUGAAGAUUAAAAAUAUUUCCUAGAAACAUUACAGUGUUAAAAUCCCGAAGUGACGUGAUGCACAGCUUUUCAAGCUCAAUCUGAUAGUGUG